Molecule: messenger RNA, 11124 nt
Organism: Phascolarctos cinereus (koala)
Lineage: Eukaryota; Metazoa; Chordata; Mammalia; Diprotodontia; Phascolarctidae
Source: RefSeq, a predicted model, not a curated record
CAGGGCGGGAGGGGGAGCGGUGAGCAGUGAACCUGCAGAGAGACAGUCACGAGAAGGAAGCAGGCGUCUAGGAAGAGCAGAAGAAAACGCAGCCCGGCCCUAGCGCCAUCGUCGGGAGCUGUCCCCGAUGCCAGCCGCCAAGGAUCCAGGCGUGAGCGCCAGAACCCAGUGACCCGCAGCGGGCGGGUUUUUCCAUUUAUUCCUGAGGUUCCUCCUGCAAUUAAAAGCCACUACGAAGGACCACCAAGAUGGCAGGAGCCUCAGUAAAGGUGGCAGUGCGAGUACGCCCCUUUAACUCCCGAGAAAUGAGCCGGGACUCAAAAUGUAUCAUCCAGAUGACCGGAAGCACCACAACCAUUGUCAAUCCAAAACAGCCCAAGGAAACACCCAAAAGCUUCAGCUUUGACUAUUCCUACUGGUCCCAUACCACGCCUGAAGACAUCAACUAUGCGUCACAGAAGCAAGUCUACCGAGACAUUGGGGAAGAGAUGCUGCAACAUGCCUUUGAAGGCUACAAUGUCUGCAUCUUUGCCUAUGGGCAAACUGGUGCUGGAAAAUCCUAUACCAUGAUGGGGAAGCAGGAGAAAGAUCAGCAGGGCAUUAUCCCACAGCUCUGUGAGGACCUCUUCUCCCGAAUCAAUGACACAACGAAUGAUAACAUGUCCUACUCAGUAGAGGUCAGCUACAUGGAGAUUUACUGUGAGCGAGUCCGGGAUCUCCUGAACCCCAAAAACAAGGGCAACCUUCGAGUGAGGGAGCACCCCCUCAUGGGCCCAUAUGUGGAAGACCUCUCCAAGCUGGCCGUCACCUCCUACAAUGACAUUCAAGAUCUAAUGGACUCUGGAAACAAAGCUAGGACGGUGGCUGCCACCAACAUGAAUGAGACCAGCAGCCGCUCCCAUGCUGUCUUUAACAUCAUCUUCACACAGAAACGCCACGAUGCUGAGACUAACAUCACCACAGAAAAAGUGAGCAAGAUCAGCCUCGUUGACCUGGCAGGGAGUGAGCGAGCUGACUCCACAGGAGCCAAGGGCACACGCCUCAAGGAAGGAGCAAACAUCAAUAAGUCCUUGACCACACUGGGAAAAGUCAUCUCUGCUCUAGCUGAAAUGGAUUCUGGACCAAACAAGAAUAAAAAGAAGAAAAAGACUGAUUUCAUCCCAUACAGAGACUCAGUGCUGACCUGGCUCCUCCGGGAAAACUUGGGGGGUAAUUCCAGGACCGCUAUGGUGGCAGCUCUGAGCCCUGCAGACAUCAACUAUGAUGAGACCCUCAGCACUCUGAGAUAUGCUGACCGGGCCAAACAGAUCCGGUGCAAUGCCGUCAUAAAUGAGGACCCCAACAACAAGCUCAUCCGGGAGCUGAAGGAUGAGGUGGCUCGCCUGAGAGACCUUCUGUAUGCCCAGGGGCUUGGGGACAUCAUUGACACCAACACUGUGCCAGGAGGACCUAAAUACAUGUCCGACUUUGAGAACAAUAAUGGUAACCCUGGCGUGGCAGAAUUGAGUCAACGCCCUGACAAUCUCUCCACAGUGACCAACGCCUUGGUGGGUAUGAGCCCCUCAUCUUCCCUGUCAGCCUUAUCCAGCCGAGCGGCCUCUGUGUCCAGCCUCCACGAGCGGAUGCUGUUUGCUCCAGGCAGUGAAGAAGCCAUUGAGAGGUUGAAGGAGACUGAAAAGAUCAUCGCUGAACUGAAUGAGACCUGGGAGGAGAAGUUGCGCAGGACAGAAGCCAUCCGGAUGGAGAGGGAGGCUUUGCUGGCUGAAAUGGGUGUGGCCAUGAGGGAAGAUGGUGGCACCCUGGGUGUGUUCUCUCCCAAAAAGACACCUCAUCUUGUCAACCUGAAUGAAGACCCUCUGAUGUCUGAGUGCCUUUUGUACUACAUUAAAGAUGGAAUAACCAGAGUUGGCCGGGAGGAUGGAGAGAGGAGACAAGACAUUGUCCUGAGUGGGCACUUCAUAAAAGAAGAGCACUGCAUUUUCCGGAGUGACACCAGGACUGGCAAUGAAGCAGUGGUGACCUUGGAACCAUGUGAGGGGGCAGACACCUAUGUCAAUGGCAAAAAAGUGACAGAACCAAGCAUUCUACGAUCUGGAAACCGCAUUAUCAUGGGGAAGAGUCACGUAUUCCGAUUCAACCAUCCUGAGCAGGCUCGGCAAGAGCGCGAACGGACCCCGUGCGCAGAGACACCCGCAGAGCCAGUAGACUGGGCCUUUGCCCAACGUGAGCUACUCGAAAAACAAGGCAUUGAUAUGAAACAGGAGAUGGAACAGAGACUCCAGGAACUGAGGAAAUAUCGGAAGGAGAGAGAAGAAGCCAACUACCUCCUCGAGCAGCAGAGACUGGACUAUGAGAGUAAGCUUGAGGCUUUGCAAAAGCAGAUGGAUUCCAGGUAUUACCCAGAGGUCAAUGAAGAGGAGGAAGAGCCUGAAGAUGAAGUCCAGUGGACAGAGAGGGAAUUCGAACUGGCACUUUGGGCCUUCAGGAAAUGGAAGUGGUACCAGUUUACAUCACUGAGAGACCUCUUGUGGGGCAAUGCCAUUUUCCUCAAAGAAGCCAAUGCCAUUAGUGUGGAGCUAAAGAAAAAGGUCCAAUUCCAAUUUGUUCUCCUCACGGACACUCUCUACUCUCCCCUACCUCCGGAUCUGCUUCCCCCUGAUGCUGCCAAAGAAAGAGAAAAACGGCCCUUCCCACGAACGAUUGUGGCUAUUGAGGUCCAGGACCAGAAGAAUGGUGCUACCCAUUAUUGGACACUGGAGAAACUCAGGCAGAGACUUGAUCUGAUGCGCGAGAUGUAUGACCGGGCUGCCGAGGUGCCCUCCAGUGUCAUUGAGGACUGUGACAAUGUGGUCACUGGUGGGGACCCUUUCUAUGACCGAUUCCCUUGGUUCCGGCUGGUUGGCAGCUCAGAUGUCUCUGGCUGCAACAGCUCUCCUCUUUUCAACACAUGCAUGAGCGAGCGCAUGGCUGAUCUCACCCCCUCCCCCACCUUCUCGAACCCCGACUCCGACAUCACCGAGCCUGCUGACGAGCAGCAUGUGGGGAAGGAGGAGGAGGAGGAGGAGGAGGAGGAGGAUGAGGAUGAGGAGGAGGAGGAGGAGGAGGAGGACUUCGAGGAAGACAUCUUUCCAGAGUGCUCGCUGUGUGAUGGUGGCCGGGAUCCAUUUUACGACCGCUCCCCCCUGUUCAGUUUAGUAGGAAGGGCCUUCGUGUACCUCAGCAACCUGCUCUACCCUGUGCCCCUGGUCCACCGCGUGGCCAUCGUCAGCGAGAAGGGUGAAGUGAAGGGCUUCCUGCGUGUGGCCGUGCAGGCCAUCUCAGCGGACGAAGAAGCCCCAGACUAUGGCUCCGGUGUUCGGCAGUCAGGAACAGCCAAGAUCUCCUUUGAUGAUCAGCAUUUCGAAAAGUUCCAGUCCGAGUCCUGUCCGGUGGUGGGGAUGUCUCGUUCUGGCACCUCGCAGGAAGAGUUGCGCAUUGUCGAGGGACAGGGGCAGGUCGCUGAAAUUGGCCCCUCUGCUGAUGAAGUUAACAACAACACCUGCGCAGUGACUCCGGAAGACCUGCUACUGGACAGCCCUGAGAAGAGUGUCAUGGAUGGCCCCUUGGAAUCUUCCCUGGACCAUCUCAAGCUGGGCAGCAUCUUCACUUUCCGGGUGACAGUGCUCCAGGCAUCCAGCAUCUCUGCAGAGUACGCCGACAUCUUCUGCCAGUUCAACUUUAUCCACCGUCAUGAUGAGGCCUUCUCCACGGAGCCACUGAAGAAUACAGGACGAGGGCCGCCUCUUGGGUUCUACCACGUCCAGAAUAUUGCAGUUGAGGUGACUAAGUCCUUUGUUGAAUACAUCAAGAGUCAACCGAUUGUAUUUGAGGUCUUCGGCCACUACCAACAGCAUCCUUUCCCACCUCUGUGCAAGGAUGUUCUCAGCCCUCUACGACCAUCAAGACGCCAUUUCCCUCGGGUCAUGCCACUCUCUAAACCAGUGCCUGCCACCAAGCUAAGCACCCUCACCCGGCCCACUGCUGGACCCUGCCACUGCAAAUAUGACCUGCUGGUAUACUUCGAAAUCUGUGAGCUGGAAGCCAAUGGCGACUACAUUCCAGCUGUUGUGGACCACCGAGGAGGGAUGCCAUGCCUUGGAACUUUUUUGCUUCAUCAGGGGAUCCAGAGAAGGAUCACCGUGACCCUGGUGCAUGAGACCGGCAGCCACAUCCGCUGGAAAGAAGUACGGGAGUUAGUUGUGGGUCGGAUCCGGAACACUCCCGAAACAGACGAAUCCCUCAUUGAUCCCAACAUUCUCUCGCUCAACAUCCUUUCCUCGGGCUACGUCCAGCCUUCUCAGGACGAUCGGCAGUUUCUUGAUGCGGACAUGCCUAGCAUUUCAUUCGGAAAUGACACUAGGACCUUCUACCAGUUUGAAGCGGCUUGGGACAGCUCAAUGCACAACUCCCUCCUGCUAAAUCGGGUCACCCCUUACCGUGAGAAGAUCUACAUGACACUAUCUGCUUAUAUCGAGAUGGAGAACUGUACCCAGCCUGCUGUGAUCACCAAAGACUUCUGCAUGGUGUUCUACUCUCGGGACGCUAAACUCCCAGCAUCUCGUUCUAUCCGCAACCUGUUUGGCAGUGGGAGCCUGAGGGCCUCCGAGAGCAACCGGGUGACGGGAGUGUAUGAACUUAGCCUGUGCCGCGUGGCUGACGCUGGAAGUCCAGGAAUGCAGAGAAGACGUCGGCGUGUCCUGGACACUUCUGUUGCCUAUGUCCGAGGGGAGGAGAACCUGGCUGGCUGGAGGCCCCGCAGUGACAGCCUCAUCCUGGACCAUCAGUGGGAGCUUGAGAAGCUAAGUCUACUUCAAGAGGUUGAAAAGACAAGACAUUAUCUGCUCCUACGUGAAAAGCUGGAGACAACUCAGAGAUCGGCCCUGGAGACCUUGUCCCCCUGCUCCAGCGAGGAUUCUGAGUCCCACAGCACUUCCUGCAUCUCCUCUCCUCUCUCAGAUGGCACCUCGGAAGGUCGCGCCACAACCCUCGACAUUCCCAGUGAACGACAGAAGGAGCUGGCAGCCAAGUGCCUCCGCCUCCUCACACACACCUUCAACAGAGAGUACACCCACAGUCACGUCUGCGUCAGUGCCAGUGAAAGCAAGCUGUCAGAGAUGUCGGUGACCUUGCUGCGGGAUCCUUCAAUGUCCCCACUUAGUGCAGCCACUCUGACUCCAUCCUCCACCUGCCCAUCCCUGGUUGAAGGCCGGUACACCACUGCAGACCUGAGGAACCCCCUGCCCGGCUCCCGACCAGCCAGCCCUGAACUGGAACCGGUGCUGGAGGGAGACCAGAAGAAAUCUCCCUCUCCUGUCAGCGGGCCAGAAGCAGAGAAGGAGCCCCAGCGUUUGUUGGUGCCUGACAUACAAGAGAUCCGGGUCAGCCCCAUCGUCUCCAAGAAGGGCUACCUACACUUUCUGGAACCCAAGACGACAGGUUGGGCCAAGCGCUUUGUGGUGGUGAGGCGCCCCUAUGCUUACAUGUACAACAGUGACAAGGACUCUGUGGAGAGGUUCAUUCUCAACCUUUCCACUGCCCAGGUGGAAUACAGCGAGGACCAGCAGGCAAUGCUCAAGACUCCUAACACAUUUGCUGUCUGCACUGAGCAUCGAGGCAUCCUUUUGCAGGCAAACAGUGACAAGGACAUGCAUGACUGGCUGUAUGCAUUCAACCCUCUCUUGGCUGGAACCAUAAGAUCCAAACUUUCUCGAAGGAGAACAGCCCAGAUGAGGAUCUAAUAGGACCAUCUUCCAUAACUGAUCUCUUUGCCAAUUGCAUCGGGUCCAGUAGGAGGGUCCUUCCCAAACCUCCCACCCUCCCCAUCCCCAUGUCCCCAACCUUGGAUCUGUCCUGUCAUCGAUGCUCCUGACCACCUGCUCUUCCGCCAGCCUGCUGACAGUUUUCACCUUCGUUUUUCGUGGUAGCCGUUAAACUGCCACGGCGUGGACUGACCAUUGUCUUGUGCACACAAUUUUCCACUGCUCCCUUCGUCAGGUGACCCCACUGUCCCCACAACCUAUACUGCUCAUUAGCAGAAGCUAUCAUUGUCUUUUAUUCCCAGGUUGAGCAAGCUCUUGGUAGAGAGGGUUGGAGCAUGUUCAAAAGGUCAAAGGUCACAAGUCAGGCUCUUCAGCUGCCAAUCAGAGUUUCUUUUAAAAGAUGAAUGGAUCCAUUAUGAAAAUACCGUGAAUUGGCAAGGUUUUAAGAUCUGGCUCUGACAUUCCUUGUAAGCCCUGUUUAUAUUUAUGAAAUGUUCAUUUCUAAUGCCUUCCCCUUGGGCCACUGAUUUGGGUUGCUUCUAUUUUUCCUUGUUUGGUCUAUGGUGCUCCAGAAAACAUUGGGCAACAGUCCUCACUGAGGCAGGGCAGGGCUAGGGAGAGGGAGUUCUGGGAAAUGAACAACCAUCAGAGAGCAUCAUUUUCACUCCCUUUCAAAAAUCCUGUGACCCUGUAGGGUUCAGGGGAAUCCCAGCUGUGCUGGGUGUAUAGGCAGGCACUGGAGCUGGCUGAGGGGAUGGAAGGAACGGGCACACUCGGCAGGCCAGCCAGCGUAUUGGACAUUCAUUCCCUUCUUCCCUCUCCCCAGAGCCUGACCCAAACCAAAGUGCAGAGAAGGCUGGGACAUUCUGCCUACACACCCAGCACCAUGAUACCCCACAGUCAGCACACACACACUUCCAAGCGCCCCUGUACCCGAGUCACCGCUCAGAGACAAAGCAGUUUUUUAAAUGGUUUUGCCUUUCCCUUGUAUGUGGGUUUAUGUGUUUGUACUGCACGACUGGUUUGGGGCCACCAGGAGGCCUUACUUCCUGAAGCCCAACCAGUGUAUUGGAUGAGAGACAGCUGUUCCUCACCUGGGAAACAUGAGUCCAUCUUUUCAUCACUAUUUCUGCCCCAUAAGGUACAACCAGAUAGGCAGAGUGUGCCUUGCACACAGAAGGUGCUCAAUGUUUGUUGAAUUGACAUUUCUAAGUCUGAAGCUGUAAUGCCAGAGAAAUGGGGUGAACAGGGAUAUGGAAAGAGGGUCCCAGACUUAGGCAGCCAGUCUACAAAGUAGCAUCCAGGUGGCAGUAGUAUAGAAAGGGCCCAGGUGUCCUCUCUAGGCUCCCCUCCCCAUAGCUGUAACCUGUAGUUUCAAAUAAGAAAGUAUACCCAUGCAGCCAAACCGGGUUAUACUCAGUUGUGCCCUGUGUUAUCAGGAAGAGUCAACUCUUGGCCAUUCUUCCCACCCCCACCUUCAGCUCAUGAGAUUUAUGAACCUUAGAGGCCCUUGGAUGGAGACUAUACUGUCAAGUGGAAAGAAAAUGGCGGGGAAGGAUCCAGCAGUACAUUGCUAGUGGAAUCUCAGCCAGCCAAUGGCUGUCCUUUCUGUAAGUCUGCUCUUUGCUGACCAAUAGGAGUCUAAUCUGAGCUCUUGGGUGUGAAGGCCAUCUGGAUAGUUUAGAACCGGGAAGCGUACCAGGGUACAGACACUACAAUUCAGGGUAGAGGGUCCUUCCAGAACAAUGGGCCGUCUUACUAAAUCAGCAAGUCCCUCUAAAUUCUCUAGACACUCAGCCCAUGAACUCAGUAUUGCUGUCUUAAAGCACAGGGCUCAAUCUUGCUACCUAUUUUGAACAGGGUUUUAUCCUUCUCCUAUCUAGUGAGAAGGCCGUGUGAAUUCGAUGAGAGAAUGAGCAAGGGGGGGGGGGGAUGGUGUCAUGUUUGCCAGAGAUUGAUUUUUAUUUUUCUAUGUGAAAAGAGUUUCUGUUUGUCCUCUGCCCCUGAUAACAUGAAUUUUAAUUCCUUGCUCCUGUGAAUCCCCAACUCAUGUAUCUGGCCCAAAGAGUCUGGCUAACCAAAGAACCCUCGAAUUCCAUGGCUAGCUAAACCACGUCGGCAGGACGAGAAGUUCUCUUGUAACCAGUACAGCUUCCUUAUCAGUGACGCCCUUGAAGUUCAGCCUCCACUCAGCUGAUAGGCAUGCUUCACGCUUUUCAGUCAAACUAAGCUACAAAGAUGAAUGUUCUUAGACUAUCUAUGGUUUGGAGCUUCUCUUAGGGUGCUCUCCAAUCACGGAAGCGUCAGCUAGACCCCUCCACUCGGUGCCCUUUCAGAACAGCAGUUGCCCAGAGAGGUAUCUCUAUGGCCUUCAGCCGAGUGCCCACAAGACUAGACCAGAUCACAGCUCAUCGUCACGUGCACAUCCUGGCUACCCUUCUUGCCCCUUUUUCAUCCUCUUGGUUGUAGUGGGUAUGUCAGGAUUCCUGAACUGAGCUAUCUAUACGUUUUUCUUUGGAAAUCUAGAAAGCCAAUCUCCAGAAAUUUCAGCAGGCUCACUAAAAGCUCUAGAUCCCUUUUCCUCCAACCAUCCUCCUACCAGUUUAUUCACCCCCAGGGCCAAGAUUCCAGAGUCGUGCCCAGCUUUGCCCCACUUUUGGCACUAGUUAAAUAUUGUGAUAACUCACAAAUUCCACCCUCUAAUGGAUGGUGUCUUCGUUGAUUUUCCUCAUCCCUUUUCUUUCUAAUUGUUCUUAGGAUAAAUAUUCAGGCCAGGGCAUCAUUCUGUUUCAAUGGGACCUUGUUCUGUCUCUCAGGCCCCAAGUUAAUGUGGGUAGUGUCAUAUUUCCCAGCUGUCUAGUGCUAGUUCUUCCUCGUGGUCUUCCUCACCCACCCCCAUACCCCUGUUUUUGCCCUAGCAAAGUCACCAUCCAUAGUCCAAUCUACAUUACAAGUUAACGGUCAUUCAAACCACCCACCUUCUAAGCAGAAUUGUAAAAGAUGUCCUUUGUCUUUUCACAAGAAGCUAUUAAGAAUGUUUUUUUUUCGUUCUACCUCCAAAAACAUAUGGUGCCCCUUGGCCCGCUAGCAUGGCACAAUUAAAAAAAGACUAUUUCCAAGACUUUCCCUUUGAAAAGUUACUCCAUUCCCCUAGUGUCUUUUAUGAGACAGACACAAGAGAGAGGAUCCAAGUUCUUUCAAGACACUAACUUUUGAGCAAAUGUCAGCCCCUAAAAAUAUGAUUUGAAGCUGGAAUUAUGACAGAGACCUUUAUGUAUUUCGUGGCAACCUGAUGACUAGAAUAGCAAAUUUAACACAUGUAGACAAAAUGCCAGAUGAAUCCCUGGUCUCUAAAAGAGACCCACAAAGAGCUGCAAGCGUGUCCUUUGCUAGCACAGGCUGCAUUUCAGACCAUCUCGGUGAUACAUACUCCUAGACCUAAACGCUUCCUUUGGAAAUCAACACUUCUCAAUUCUGAAUCGGAAUCGAGUCUUCUGUGAAAUGUUGCUUUGCAUUUGUCUCCUUUCAGACCUAAUUAAAAGAUUUUCCCCUAGUGAAGUUAGUACACGUUCUGACCGAGUGGAAAAACAUUAGUCCAUAAGAUCUUCCUCUGCAAGUGCCUAUUGUUGUUUUUCAGGUUAUACCAGGAAAGGUAAGAAAGAAUGACUAAAGUUGAUGUUAAGUAUUGACUCCUCCCAGAGUCCCAGCUUUCCAGGGAGGAAGGCGAAGGUGACAGACAGCUAUCAAAGCCGUUAAGGGCCAUGUUGUCAGGUCAGCCAUCCUGAAGAACACGGUCUGGGAAUGCCCUUCCUCCUCCCUCCCAGUUGGUUAAGGACACCUGUGCCUGAGGCCAGCCAACCUGCAGAGCACACUGUUAUUGAGGGGAGGGUUGGUUGGGGGACAGGGUGAGGGGGACCAGAAAAGAAAUGCAAUAGACUUUUUUGAGGUUUGUGUGAAUUUCUUACAAAACAUCAAAAGAUCUGAAAUCCAGCAAUUAGGUAGACCUCUACUUAUAACAAUUCCCUCUAUGAUCUGAUCCUAGCGUGGGAAUGACUAGGGUUCUGAAACUCAAUUGACUAAAUGUAACCCACAUUUUCCCCCAACUACAGAAUAACAAUCCUGGUACUAUUAUUGUUAGGGUCUAGGAAUCAAGUGCCAGGUAGAUUUUUUUUCUUUGGAUACUAGCAAAGAAAUCCUAGCUAUUGUUGAAGACAUGAAGAUGAGGAAGAAUUUAUAAACCAUAAACAUAAGACACAUUUUUAAAUUGUUUUAACAAUGCUCACCAUCUAGUAGCAAUCUAUUUACAAAGAUAACCCUUCACUAUCAAGAAGGAUUUUAAGUGAGAAUUAAUGAUUAAUUAAUCUCACCACAUAGGGUCAAGGAAAGGCAGACCCAACCUCAUGUAGCCAUGAGAUAGACUUAAUCUGGGAAAAAAAAAAUGACUGUUUUUCUCAAAAGAGUAACAGCGUUUCCUUGAGAUGACUGUAACCACAAAAGAAAAUUCUUUUACACAAAUUGGCCAUGACUUUAGGCCAGACUGAGACCAAAUAAGAUUCCAUGGAAGAUGAACUAUAGAAAACACUUUUUGGUGUCUUCCCACUGUUUGACUGGUCUCUACAACCGUGCAUGAGAUACCUGUCAAUAGCUCGAUUCCAGACUUUUCUUAGGAAAAUCCCGUCAUUACAUAAUGAUGUUUUUGGUAAAGCCCUAACUGCUAGAACCACUGCCUGGGUGCUUACACAAAAGAUGAAAUCAGAAUUCUGUGGGGCCUACCACGUCCUGUGACACCUUUAGGGUGAUGCUUUCUUAAGUGGCCACCAAGCCAAAUAAGUUGCUGAGAAGCCCUCAGAGGCCCUCCUGACCUGUCCUAAGGACUGCCAUGUUGAAGGCUGGGAUGCUAUCAAGCCAAGAGAAAGCAAUGGUCAACCAGUCUCUUGUACUCCUGCACCCUCUCUCAAUCUGUGUAUUGCCAAGCUAGGGAAGGAAACUGUCUUCAGGAGGUGUCAUUUGCUGAGAGGCUUUACUUUAAAAAUGAAGGGAGGUGUGGUUCCUUUAGAUUUUUUUUGCCUGUGCUUCCAUGAAUUAGUUUGUCCACAUGACUUCUUCCUGUGAUGCCAUCCCCCAAGCGCUGGGAGACCAUUUCUCUUGCUUUGUAUAUAUGUGAUUGCUGUGGGCACCACUGUACAAUAACAAUACUCAAGUAAUGAGUCUAGUUUUAUUGAUGUCUUAAACUACGAGUGUUGGAAUAUAGGGUCUUCAACUGUUUGUGUACACUCAAGGCAUUGUUCGGUUACGAAAUAAAUGUCGCAUUUAUGCAAAUACUGAA